AUGAACGAGCUGCCGGCGGACGUGCGCGCCUUUCUGCGCGAGCACCCGAGCCUGCGGCUGGAGCCCGGCGCCUGCAAGGUGCGGUGCGCUCUGACCGGCCACGAGCUGCCCUGUCGCCUGCCCGAGCUCCAGGUCUACACCCGCGGCAAGAAGUACCGGCGGCUGGUCCGCGCCUCCCCGGCCUUCGACUACGCCGAGUUCGAGCCGCACAUCGUGCCCAGCACCAAGAACCCGUGUCAGCUGUUCUGCAAACUCACCCUGCGACACAUCAACAAGUCCCCGGAGCACGUCCUGAGGCACACCCAGGGCCGGCGGUACCAGAGGGCGCUGCAGAAGUAUGAGGAGUGUCAGGAGCGGGGCGUGGAGUUUGUGCCGGCCUGCCUCCUACACAAGAGGAGGAGGAGGGAAGAGCAGCAGGAUGGUGACAGGCCGCCACGUCCUAGAGAAGCCUUCUGGGAGCCCCCGUCCAGCGAUGACGGCGCCGCCCCGAGUGACAGUGAUGACAGCAUGACAGACCUGUACCCGCCUGAGCUGUUCACCAAGGAGGACCUGGAGGCGCCCGGGCCUGGGGACAGCGCUGACGACUUUCUGACCGAGGAAGAGGAUGAGAGGCUGAGGGGCCCCCGAGAGACGGGCCCUGAAGACGGGGGGGCCCUGGGAGCGGGCCAGGAACGCGUCCUCAAGCGCAGGAAGAAACAGUCCAGCUCCUUGAAAAAGAAGUUCAAAAGUCACCACCGCAAACCUAAGAGCUUCAGCUCUUGUAAACAGUCGGGUUAAUGAAAGGUCGCUGGGGAAAACGCAUCGAGAGAAUUCUGAAAGUCCUCGGAAGUAGCCCGCCAGGGUCCCCAUGGGUCCAGCCGGUGUCCCAAGACCUGCUUGACGCACUCCUUGCUUGCUGCCCCUGCACGGCUGAGGUCUGAGCCCCACACCCAGGGAGCAGCACGGACCCCAAAGGAAGACCUCCGUCUGGACACGGUCUCGGGCAACGCCUGGCAGGGGCACCCAGAGAUUGCCCUGGCCAGGCCCCACCUGGCUGGCGGACACCAGAGG
Molecule: messenger RNA, 1050 nt
Organism: Odocoileus virginianus texanus
Lineage: Eukaryota; Metazoa; Chordata; Mammalia; Artiodactyla; Cervidae
Gene: SURF2
Product: surfeit 2
Source: RefSeq, a predicted model, not a curated record